CCGCUUGCCAACGUAUUUAUAACUCUGAAACAUUUACAUACAACCUUAGAAAAUGGUCUCGACACAAUCAACCCCGAAUAUUUUCCUCUAAUAUAUUUAAAAUCUUGUAUACUCGGUGAUUGACAAGAAAUAUUCAGAGCCCAUUUUCUGAAUCACCCUUUGCUCCAAUCUUGAUCAAGCCCUAACUUAAGAGAAAAAUGGAUGAUAGUUGUGCUGUCUGUGCUGAGACACUUGAGUGGACUGCCUAUGGACAAUGUGGACAUCGUGAGGUCUGCUCUACUUGUGUUGCUCGGCUUAGAUUUAUAUGUGAUGAUCAGAACUGUUGCAUCUGCAAGUCCAACCUUGAUACUGUCUUUGUGACCAAGGCACAAGGGGAUUAUACAAGUAUGAUCAGGGACUUCUCAGUUUUUCCUUCUGAGCCUAAAGAAGGUAAAGCUGGCUCAUAUUGGUAUCAUGAAGGCACACAUGCAUUUUUUGAUGAUCCUGAUCAGUACAAGACGGUCAAAGCUAUGUGUAAACUUUCAUGCAUCAUUUGCGACAAGGUGCAUCAACAAGGAAAUGGAAAUACCAAAAGAUAUGGGAAUUUUAAAAAUAUUGACCAAUUAAAGGAUCACUUAUCAUGUCACCAUAAGCUGGUCAUGUGCAAUCUCUGUCUAGAAGGCAGAAAGAUAUUUAUAUGUGAACAAAAGUUGUAUACUAAAGAGCAACUAAAUCAGCAUAUAAACACUGGUGACUCAGAGGUCGAUGGCAGUGAAGCUGAAAGAGGUGGUUUCAUGGGACAUCCCAUGUGUGAGUUCUGCAGAAACCCGUUCUAUGGGGAGAAUGAGCUGUAUACACAUAUGUCUACGGAACAUUAUACCUGUCAUAUAUGUCAAAGGCAGCAUCCGGGACAUUUUGAGUACUACAGGAACUAUGAUGAGUUGGAGAUCCAUUUUCGUGGUGACCACAUGCUUUGUGAAGAUGAAGGCUGCCUAGCAAAAAAGUUCAUUGUAUUUGCAACCGAGUCUGAAAUGAAGAGACAUAAUGCCAUGGAGCAUGGAGGACGCAUGUCUAGGUCCAAGCGUAAUGCUGUGUUGCAGAUCCCAACAAGUUUCAGAUAUGAAAGAAAUACUGAACAAGAUCGUCAUCGAAGAGGACGCAGUUUCCAUCCGGAUCAUUUUGACAUUGAACUUUCUAGAGCAGUUCAAGCCAGCCUUGAGCCAACUAAUGCCAAUAUCCAUCAUGCUAGCUCAUCUGGUUUCGAAGUUUUAUCCAGUAUUGGAGCAGCAGCAGAAAAUGAUUCUAAAUUCAGGCCACUUGAAUUACUAUCUUCUAGCAGAGAGUUUGAGCCAUCAUCAAGUCACCAUCAUCAACAGGGACGGAAUGCCAGGAACGUCCCCCUAGAAGAGUCAUCUUUUCCUCCACUUCCCGUGUCUACUAAAAAUAAUCAGCAAAACUUGAGAAGCAAAGGGAAAGGGUCAGGGAAGAAUACUAUGGCUGCUCGCCUUCGUCGCCAUAACAAUGUGGCUGUCCUCCAUUCUGCUCAAGCUGGGACGCGAGUAAAUCUUCACCCCACAGCAUCAUCGAGCAGUGGUUCAAAGUCAAGGCUGACAACAAUUUCAGGACAUAAGUCUUCCUUUGCUUCUUCCAGUUCCUCCCUUGGUAAGCCUGCCUCUGAAAGUAUACUUGUGCGACAUGAUAAUGCAAUCCCUGGAAACAGGACUCUAGCGGAUUAUGUGAGUGUAUCAGCAGGUUCUGACCGGUCAUCAAGUACUGUUAGUGGCUCAAGAAAGGUUAACCACUCUGCCUCUGAACCGAAUCUUUUAGCAAAAGGUUCCUAUUCUUCUAAUGCUGAUUUUCCACCUGUUUCCCUAACAAAGACAAAAGAUUCAGCCGCUAGUAACCAACUGUUGGUUAAGGUGGAAGAAACUAAAGCUGCUAACAAGUCUCUAGUUCAAAGAAUUCGAGCUGGUUUACUAUUUGACGAGGACCGAUACACUAUUUUCAAAAUUAUAUCCGGAGAAUAUCGACAGGGUGUGAUAAAUACAGGUGAAUAUGUUGCAUACGUGCAUCAGUUUGGCUUGUCACAUCUUCUCUCUGAACUAGCUAAACUUUGUCCUGACGCUCAGAAGCAAAAGGAGCUACUUGAGGCUUCUAAGAUCAAUUUAGUGAGCAGCAGCUCUUCAGAAACUAGUGCAGAUAUGGUCAACCGUCAGUUAAAAGAACAUAAGACUUCCAGGAAAGGAAAGGAGAAGCUUGUGGGAGUUGAGACAAGCAUUAACCCAGGCGUGGCUGACAACUUGAUAAGCAGUGCAAAGGUUUUGCAUUCAGGUCACAGACCACCUGAAGAAGGCAUAGAAAUCUUAGAAAAAGAUGGUUAUCGUUCAAUGAAAGGGAAGUCUAAGGUGUCAGUGGCUGAUGGAGUAACUAACUCAGGCUCUUCUAUCAUGGUCCCAGUUGAAAACACUCUCCUGAAUGACUACACGUCAAGUAGCAGCUCAAAAAAGAUUGGGGAAGGGAACAAGCCUCGCAAGAAAACCUCUAAGUUUCACAGGGUUCGCCUUGGCGAGGAUUCCCCUGCAGCACUUCUAGGUCUGGGUCAUUCCGAAUCUACUCCUGAUCUGUCCCAACAAAAACCAUCUCAAAGUAAUGAGCGUUCAAGAAAGUUGGCAGUUGGUGGGGUCUGGCAGAAUGGAGGCGGCAAGAAACUAGUGGCGAUUUUAAGAUAACAGAGGGAAUAUGAUCGUAUUGACAGUCAAGUGGCUGUUUGUAACUUAAUUGCCAUCAGUGUUUUAGCUAAUACUUUUAAGUUAGGCCUGCUAAUAUCAAAUCCUUUUGCGGCAUCACUGCCCUGUGACUGUGAUCAAAAAAUACCCAAGUCUGGAUUUGCAAGACUAAAAAUUUAGUAAAUUGGGUUUAUUAGAGACCAGGGACAAACGUUUUGGUACAAUAUGCAUGCCUUGUCGUAUACUUGGUAAUACAGUGAAUAUUUUGUUUUAA
Messenger RNA from Daucus carota subsp. sativus, 2979 nucleotides. Its product is annotated as E3 ubiquitin-protein ligase HEL2. The transcript is spliced from 8 exons. Bases 198 to 2708 code for a protein of 836 amino acids. Gene Ontology annotation, biological process: rescue of stalled cytosolic ribosome; protein ubiquitination. The record is from RefSeq and is a predicted model, not a curated record. Gene Ontology annotation, molecular function: ribosome binding; ubiquitin protein ligase activity. Lineage: Eukaryota; Viridiplantae; Streptophyta; Magnoliopsida; Apiales; Apiaceae.